This is a messenger RNA of Ornithorhynchus anatinus (platypus), 960 nucleotides long. It is a transcript of the gene MKRN2OS, whose product is annotated as MKRN2 opposite strand. The coding region runs from base 16 to 666 and encodes 216 amino acids. The transcript has 4 exons. NCBI's taxonomy places the organism in Eukaryota, Metazoa, Chordata, Mammalia, Monotremata, Ornithorhynchidae. The record is from RefSeq and is a predicted model, not a curated record.
CUCCCCUCCCCCCCCAUGCAGCCCCCGGCGGCCGGGUCGCCCCUCGUCCGCUUCGGCCACUGUGGGAAGGCCAUCUACUGCUUUAGCGUGCCCCGCUCCUGCCCGCUCUGCGGGCUUGGGGUCGGCUCGCCGAAGCUGGAGGACGCGCCCACGAGCAUCUCCAGCCCCUUCGCCGACGGGCACCGCCAGAGAUGCGCCUUCCUUCUGAGACCCACCGAAGGGACGUUUCUUAGGGACUACAAUGGAAGCUCAGACCUUCACGUUGGAAUCACCAGUACGAACGGAAUUGUGUACAAUUACAAUGAAAAAGGAGUUUGCAGAGACGGCACGGGGUGGGAACAGAGCGUGAGCGUCCCUCUGGUACAGCCGGAUCUGUACGGACUGCUGGACCGCUGGAAUGGGUACCUGGAGGAAUUCUCGGCUACAGAUGACUGGUUGGCAGACAGGUUGCUGCCACCAGGAGCUGCUCUUGGGUGGACCAUCCCCGGGGACCAGAAGCAACGGUUCAGGAGGGAUACACUCAGCCCCUGGGGCUGUGGCACUGAGACCCGGCCGGGGCAAAAAAUGCCGACUCCCCACGGACCGACUCACGACUCCAGCGUCGCUGUCAGGAGCCUGGGACUUGGAGGCCAGGGAUCGGGGUUCUGGUGUCAGCUCCGCAGCUGACUGCCAGUCACCUAACCUCUCUGGAGGAAGAGUGGGGAUGAGACUCCCGCUCUUCCUCCCUCCUCGGCCGGGAGCCCCGGGGUGGGGGCAGAAUGGGCCCUAGCAUUCGGCCCGGGAUGAUACUGGGCUUCACUCAGCACUUACUAAGAGAUGAGAAGUUGGCCAAUGAAGAGCUGCUGGAAACCUGCCAAUCCCAAGGGUCUCGCGUGAAGACCCCUAGUCCCUGCCCAGAGGCCAGACCACAGCCAGCCGGCUAAAGCCCCCCGGCGCAGACUCCCCAUUACAUACGGAGAU